Aplysia californica (California sea hare) is the source of this 3022-nucleotide messenger RNA. RefSeq names its product WD repeat-containing protein 3. The record is from RefSeq and is a predicted model, not a curated record. Gene Ontology annotation, cellular component: Pwp2p-containing subcomplex of 90S preribosome; small-subunit processome. Gene Ontology annotation, molecular function: protein binding; snoRNA binding. Lineage: Eukaryota; Metazoa; Mollusca; Gastropoda; Aplysiida; Aplysiidae. The coding region runs from base 137 to 2962 and encodes 941 amino acids. Gene Ontology annotation, biological process: maturation of SSU-rRNA. The transcript has 25 exons.
UCGUCUCUCUAUCCAAUGUAGUUUUUUUCCAGCAUGGCGGCUUGCAAUGUUUAUGUACCACCACACGCGGAUUCCUAGUGACGGAAGCACCGGUCAUCCUUCAUAGUUGCAGAGAGUAAACUUUUGAGCUUGAAGCAUGGGUGUGACAAAACAGUACCUCCGAGUGGCACCAGGACCUGUGUUUGGCGUUGUAGCCAGUCAGAAGUCAAACAUUCUUGCUCUACCAGGGGAUGCCUCUCGUUCCGUGCGAUGUGCUGUUGGCGCUUGUGAAAACGUGUACAUAUGGGAUCUGGUGAAGAAAGAAAAGGUGCUAAGUCUUCUGGGAGCAAAGUCAGAAGUUUCAUGUCUGGCCAAAAGCCCAAAGACUGAUGAUUUGGCAGUUGGUUAUUAUGAUGGAACCAUAAGGAUUUUUAGCCUCAGUACUGGCCAGUCAGACGUGACUUUUCAAGGUCACAAAUCUGCUGUUACUGCUCUCUCUUAUGAUGCAAAUGGCCUCCGUCUUGUUUCUGGUGCUAAGGACACAGAUGUAAUUCUCUGGGAUGUUGUCAGCGAGUCUGGACUGUUCAGGCUCAAGGGACACAGGAAGGAGAUCACCAAAGUGACAUUUCUAAAGAAUAGAGAUUUGCUGGUCACGAGUUCAAAAGACGGCUACAUCAAGUUUUGGGACCUGGGCACCCAGCACUGCUUUUAUACAGUAGUUGGUCAUAGGGCUGAGGUGUACGGCUUUGUGCUGCUGCGAGACGAGACUCGGCUUGUCUCUGGCUCCGUGGACAGUGAGCUGAGAGUGUGGGACAUCCAUUACCUCACUGCUGAGGAACAGGAGGAUAUGAAAAUGGACACAAGUUCGGGUCCAGUUGCCAAGAAAAGGAAGCUUGAAGGAGGACUUACUGAAACAGAUGAAGGCCAAGAGGAUGAUGAAAGUGAUGAUGAGAGAACGGAGGAAGAGAAAGCCAAUGAUGAAGCCAUGCGUAUCCUCACAUGCAAGAAAGUGGGGUCCGUCAUGAGGCAAGGACGAGAGCGUGUUGUUUGCCUGACCUCUGAUCCCGAGGAAAAGUUACUGCUUUGUCAUGGCACAGACAAGCACUUGGAAGUGUUUGAACUUCCAACUGAAGAAGGACUCAACAAACUAAGAGCAAAGCGGAUCAAGAAGCUUAGGAAGAGACAUUUAGACUCGGGAGAAGACGUUGACACAGCCAGCGUGACUAUCAAGCUUCAAGAUGAGAUUAAGCGCCUUGACCGAUUCCGCUUUUCUGCCAAGCUCUGGUCAGUGCACGCCUGCUAUGACCACAACAAAGAACUAAGGAUCUGCGCCCUGUUGGCGGACAACCGUCUGGACAUCGCUGUCCUCCAGCAUGCCAACCACAAGGCCGAGCUGAGCGAGGUAUCCUCUCUCUCCCAGGCCGGACACCGCACGGAGGUGCGAGCGUUGAGCGUCAGUCUCGACAACGCCACCAUUUUGUCUGCCAGUGCCGAGGAGGUCAAGUUGUGGAAUCGAGACUCCUUACAGUGUAUCCGCACCAUGUCCUGUGAGUACGCCCUGUGCUCUCUCUUCGUCACUGGGGAUCGCCACGCCGUCAUUGGCACAAAGAGUGGCAAGCUGCAGCUGUUUGACACAAGCCAAGGGAAACUACUGGAGACUGUGGAGGCUCACACCGGGGCUGUGUGGUCUAUAGCGCCCAUGCCGGACAAGAGAGGCCUAGUGUCCGGAGGGGCUGACCAUGAGGUCAAGUUCUGGAACUACGAACUGACCAGUGAUCCCACGCAGACUGUGCAACACAAAGUCUUGACCUUGGAACAUACAAGAACACUGAAAAUGGACGAGGAUGUUCUUGGUGUGAAGUUUUCGCCGGACCACAGACUGUUGGCUGUAGCUCUUCUAGACAACACUGUCAAAGUGUUUUUUGCUGACACGCUGAAGUUUUUCCUGUCACUUUACGGCCACAAGCUGCCAGUGACCAGCAUGGACAUCUCCUCGGAUAGCACUCUCAUCAUCACAGGUUCGGCAGAUCGCAACAUAAAAAUCUGGGGCUUGGAUUUUGGGGACUGUCACAAAUCCAUUUUUGCUCAUGAUGAAAGUGUGACUUGUGUCCGGUUUGUGCCCAAGACACAUUUGUUCUUCUCGGGAGGCAAAGACAGAAAAGUGAAGCAGUGGGAUGCCGAUAACUUUGAGAAUAUCCUGACUUUGGAGGGUCACCACGGAGAGGUGAGGAGCCUUGCAUUGAGCCCCAGCGGUAACACAUUGGUCAGCUCGUCACAUGACCGCUCGCUGAGGCUGUGGGAGAAGACAGAGGAGCCCCUGGUCCUGGAGGAAGAGCGAGAGAUGGAGAGAGAGGAGGAGGAAUCAGAGUCGCUGCUCAAAGACGGGGAGGAAGUGGUCCCAGGAGAAACCACAGAGGAGGUGAAGAUGGCAGGCAAGAAGACCAUGGAUACAGUCAAAGGCACGGAACGCAUCAUGGAAGCCUUGGAGAUUUAUGAGAGUCAAAUCGCUGAGCAGACUCAAGCGGCGGGUGGAAAGGCCCCGGCUCCUCACCCUAUGAUGGUGGCCUACAGGUGUGAGACUCCCUCAGACUUUGUGCUGGAGACCCUGAGGAGGGUGAAACCCAGCGACCUGAUUGGUUCUCUGCUGUCACUGCCAUUUUCUUUUGUGACAAAACUUCUACCUAUCCUGGAUGAGCUGUUGAGCGGUCGCAGAAACACGGAGCUGGUGUGCAAGUGUCUGAACUUCUUAUUAAAAAUCCACCACGGAGAGAUCACGUCUAGCCGCGCUCACAUCGCGGUGGUGGAGAAGCUCAAGGAGCACUCGGUCACAGCGGUACAGUGGCAGCGGGAUGUGACGGCCUUCAACCUCGCGGGUUUGUCCUUCCUGAAGAAGCAACUAGAGGAGUCGAAGAGCGUGACGCUGUUUGCCGAUGCCACGAGUAAACGAAAGAAGAAAAAGCGAGCCAUGCUUGCUAUUAAAUAAAAUUGUUGCAUUGCAUUUCUUUUGUCACUAGUAAAUAAAAUUACUGUGUUUUACAUGUGA